Messenger RNA from Drepanopeziza brunnea f. sp. 'multigermtubi' MB_m1, 1650 nucleotides. The record is from RefSeq and is a predicted model, not a curated record. NCBI's taxonomy places the organism in Eukaryota, Fungi, Ascomycota, Leotiomycetes, Helotiales, Drepanopezizaceae.
AUGUCCGAAGAACGCGUCUCUCCGCAUGGAAAGAUCCAUCGUCCGCGGGGUUUCCUGCCUGUGGGCAAUGAAGACGGAGCAAGUCCCAUGGCUACGCAUGGCCAAGGCACUCUUGCCAGCUUGAUAAAGUCGCGCUCGAAUCAAUCUCUGCCGGCCAUGCUGCGCAAGCCAGCUUCGCUUCGAGCCAGAGAUCCGGCCGAUGAGGAGGAAGCGGGCGAAACGCUCUCGCGGGAACUCGACGAUAGCGAUGAUUUCAUGAGCACCGACGAGCGACGAUUGAGUCUCAUCCUCAACGGCCCCCAGAUGCGCUCGCAGCGGCUGAUCGGCAAUUCCAACCCAAGAUACAGAUGGGAGAGGUAUUGGAGAACGGAAGAAGAAUUGAAGGGAAUGAGCAAACCAAUACGCGGGUAUUAUGAGCGUACCAACAGCCUCUUGCAGCAAUACAUCUACAUUGACCGGUUACUGGACUCGUCGCUCCCUCACGAUCUGCUGAAUGAAUAUAAUAAUACGCCGGGCACUGGUCACCAAACAUCGUUGCGCGACGUUGAAGUCCCUGCCACCAUUUCGGAGGAACCCUCGAUACCUGCGUCGCCUGAAGAUGACGAUGUCGCCGUAAAUGGAACAUUGUCGAGGAAGGUCAAAAGAACGCCCAGGGAGCUGUACAAAGUUCCUAGCGAGGUGACGCCUCUGCUUGGACGACGACAUGACGAAGAAGAGGAUGACUGGGACGGACCGAGACCAGAGAUUCCCGGGAUGGAAGACGAUAGUGUCGAGAGUGGUGACAGAGUUGUUCAGAUGGCUAUCUAUAUCAACCUAGUAGCUAACGCAGUCCUUCUCGUUGGAAAGAUUGCAGUCAUAGUGCUCACCAACUCUCUCUCGGUGCUCGCGUCGCUCGUUGACGCUGCUCUUGACUUUCUGAGUACCGCGAUCGUAUGGACGACUACGAGGAUGAUUGAGUCCUUAGACCAUUAUCAGUAUCCAAUUGGCCGAAGACGCUUGGAGCCGAUUGGUGUGCUGGUAUUCUCCAUCAUCAUGAUCACUUCCUUCUUUCAAGUAGCACUUGAAUGUAUCAGCACGCUUAACUCUGGAGACCACUCCAUCAUCGAACUUACCUUUCCGGCGAUCGUAAUUAUGUCUAGCACAGUCAUCGUCAAAUUCUUCUGCUGGCUGUAUUGUCGGUUGAUCAAGAACUCAAGCGUACAGGCUCUUGCCCAGGACGCCAUGACAGACAUCAUCUUCAACAUUUUCAUUGGUUUUUACGCGAAGCUUUGGUGGAUGGAUGCCCUAGGAGGUCUUGCUCUUUCUCUUUACGUCAUCUUCAACUGGGCAGGAACUUCCGCGGGCCAUAUUCGCAAUCUGUCGGGAGGAGCAGCAACAGCCGACGAGCGUAACGUGCUUCUCUACCUCACAAUGCGUUUCGCGAAGACUAUCAGGCAGAUCCAAGGCCUUCAAGCAUACCAUGCCGGAGACAAGCUCAAUGUUGAGGUUGAUAUUGUCCUCGACGAGAACAUGAGUUUGAGAGACAGUCAUGAUUUGGGAGAGUCGUUACAGUAUGUUCUGGAAUCAGUCCCAACUGUUGAUCGAGCUUUUGUACAUCAAGAUUAUGCGUCCUGGAACUUGCCUACGCACAUGCAACAACAGGCAGAGUAA